UAAUGGUUGGAAAAUCAUAUCAGGAUAUGAAAGAGGACAAACCCAAGAGAGUUACGAUCUUUAUACUAAUAAUUCGAUUUGGGAUCAUCCUAUAGAUUUGCAUUAUACAACUCAGACUCUACAAAAUUCUCCGAAAUUAUUAUUACAAGUGUUUUGCAGAGAUAAUUAUGGAAGACUAAUAUUUCUUUCAUAUGGAGUAUAUAAUGUCCCAUUGUCACCUGGUUCUUACAUUUUAGAUUGUCAUACAUGGAAACCUAUUGGUGCUUGGACAGACAAACUAUAUGAUAGAUUCUUAGGAAAAAGUUUACAAUUAAAGUCACCUAGUGUUUUAAUCAACACAUUAGACAGCAUAUAUUAAUAUGGUAGAAAUAACCAAAAUUGAAGAUAUAUCAAUCUGUAUAAAUGACACAGAUUGCAACGAGUCAAUAGACUCAACCAUAUAUAUACAGAUUCCUAAAGUUGAUGAUCCAUCUUUAGAAGACUUAUCAAAUGAGACAGAAGAAGAGGUUAAUAUUAUCACUACUCCCAUUCCUACAGAGAUAUCUUCAAGAAUAAAUGCAACAGAACAAUCAGAAGUACAAUCAACUUUAACAACUAUAUCUUUACCAUCUUCAACAACGAUUUCCUCAUCAACUAUGUAUUCAAAUGAUAAUGAAAUUCUUGCACUCAAAGAACAAGAGAUAUGCGAGUGCGACUUGACGAAAUUUUUAUGUGACAUCAAUUGCUGCUGUGACAUAGAUUGCAAUCAUUUUCACUUAUCUGCCUUUUCGUAUUGUCAAAAUUAUCAUAUGGAGCUGUAUGACAGUCGGUAUUGCUAUAACCAAAAUUUUAUACAACGAAAUAACACAUCUUUUAUUUUUGAAAAACUUGGAAAUAAUUUGUUUUGCAUCCUGUAUGACAAUCUUCCAUCUAUGUAUAGUACUGACAACGAUUUGGUAUUAUCUAAUGAAGAUCUAUGGAAAAUGUUACAAAUGGAAAACUACAAAUGGAAAACGGAAUAUAGCAAAAUAUUGUCCAACUACAAUUUGUCAAAAUAUUAUCAACAUGGAGAAAUAUUAUGGAAAUUACAUGAUAAAUCUGUUGAAGCAAUAGGUAAAAUAAGAUAA
This is a messenger RNA of Temnothorax curvispinosus, 1106 nucleotides long. Its product is annotated as tectonic-3-like. Lineage: Eukaryota; Metazoa; Arthropoda; Insecta; Hymenoptera; Formicidae. The coding region runs from base 360 to 1106 and encodes 248 amino acids. The transcript has 5 exons. Gene Ontology annotation, biological process: cilium assembly. The record is from RefSeq and is a predicted model, not a curated record. Gene Ontology annotation, cellular component: ciliary transition zone.